Pisolithus orientalis is the source of this 4692-nucleotide messenger RNA. Its product is annotated as DENN domain-containing protein. The record is from RefSeq and is a predicted model, not a curated record. The transcript has 10 exons. Gene Ontology annotation, cellular component: cytoplasmic vesicle. The coding region runs from base 480 to 4538 and encodes 1352 amino acids. Gene Ontology annotation, biological process: regulation of Rab protein signal transduction. Lineage: Eukaryota; Fungi; Basidiomycota; Agaricomycetes; Boletales; Pisolithaceae.
GGUUCCUGGAGAACAUCCGCUUCCUUCCUUAUUUAGCCUAGACAAGGGACCAGUGUAACGGAGUCGUAAUGGAAUCAGAUCUCGAUCGCGUCUCCGCCGACCCGCGCCCGGAGCCGUUGCUUCUCCUCCUUCCCCCCGUCUCCUCGCCGUCGCCGUGUCGUCGUUGUAGUUGCAUUCCUGACAUCACCUACUCAGUAGUAGACAGUCGUCCUCCUGUUCCAUGGCGUGCAGCGGGAUCCAUGGGGAUUUCGGGUCGCGUCUGUCAUUGCAGCUGCAGAGAAUUACGUGACCGAUAUCGCGGGAGUUUUUUUUUUCAAAGCUUCAUUUUCAAUGGUGUCUAUCCUCAUAACCCCAACCCGAGUCGCCGUGUCUCUCCUACACUCUCGUUGAACCCUCUGCUUCCAUUCCUUUCGUUUUAUAUUCCCGCUUGUCGUAUGGCAUUCAUUCCUUUAGCGUAUUAGUUGGAACUAUAUUGUAGGAUGAACUUCAACAUACAACCGCGACGACCGAGUAUGCAGCCCCCAGCCGUCGCUGCCUCCCCUUCCGUGCUCACCAUCAGCGAGAAGAUGCUCAAGAACAGAGUAUCAGACCAGUCUUUCGCCGCUGCCAACAGGAAAGCGUCUAUCAAGUCAACCACAAGCGCUUCCCCUCCAAACACGAACCAAAACACUUCAAACCCAAACAACAAAUCUCCAAACUCCCACUCUUCGUCCACUACAAACAACAUCCCCCCCGACCCAGCCCUCGCCGACGAGCUCGACUAUAUCACCGUAGCCGUCCCCGACAAGCUCUCCAUUGACAAGAACGACCCACCGCGGCCCGUCCGUCAGCUUGAUAAGGCCUCUCGCAUCCUGGGCAUUACUCACAGAAAGUCCAUGGAACCCAUCCCUGCAUCCAACAGAACGUCCAUCGUCUCAACCCGCUCCGUGCCAAACACCCCUACACAGCACACCCCAACCCUUCCCCUCACUUCCCUCUACGUCGUCUCAGGUCUUCCCAAGAGCCCUCACACUUGGACACUUGCGGAUCCUGAUGCUGUCCUUGGCCUUCAUCACUCCGAAGGUGCAGUCGCUCGCUGGUGGCGGCCUGAAGUCCUAGGGAGCACAAUCUCUCCUGGCGCAGGAGGCGGCAAGAAAAAGAAAAAGGGCAACAAGGGCGAAGAGGUCCUCAAGGGUGCUGGUGCCCUCUCAAAAGCUGAAGUUGCCAAGAUGCUCUCAAAAACCCUCAAGCUGUCCUUCCCUCGCGAGAUCGAGAUCAUCGCGUCUACUCUCCAACCAGCUAGCACAGUACACACCUUCACUUUUACUCUCCCCGCUCCUUCCACACCCCUUGCUCCCGUUCCUUCAGACCUAGGCUUACUUCGUUCCUCAGUCCUUACCGCAGAUCGCUCCUCAGCGGCGCCCACCUUUGCUUACCCUUAUACUGAUGACCCGUUUGCCAAUGCCCGUCCUUCCUCCGCCUAUCUCGGCCCCCCUUCGGUUCUCGCACCACCUCCCACUGCACCUUCUUCUCCGUUAUACGAGAAGCAGACGAGCACGAGCGUCGGGAGUAGCGGUACAAUCACCUACCACGGUGUCUGCCUUACAGUUUGGAGCCACGCCGACGCUGAGAGAAGUGCUGCUAUCCGUCGUACACUGGAGGCCGGCCGUUCAAGGAAGGAAAGUGCGCAGUCCUUGGUUGCAUCACGUCUCAAGGUUCUUCGGUCUUCCAUCGGGCCCGGGUCGAGCAGUGGCUCCCCAGGGGAGUCCGGGCGCCGCACGGGAAAACGCAGCGGGAGGGGCCCCUGGACUGGAACUGACGGUGAAACCGACGGUGAAGGCGCCGAGACCGACGCCGGUGCUAUAAGCGAGAGCGAUUUCGACAUCGCAAGCACGGUAAAUGGUCACGGUCCCGGUGAGAGCACACUGUUCCUUCCAGGAGACACUGUGUUCUGGUUACCCUAUGCAUUAGCACUCGUAUCCCGGCACCCUAUCUAUGAUCUCAUGCGUGAUUACCUUACCCUCUCGUGGGCACGCUUCUCAAAAGAUGUGCAGUCGCACACUCUGCAGAUUUCUAAGAUCCUUGCCCACCCUGCUCCUCGUGCCGGGGAGCUCAUUAAACUGGAUGCUUCUCUAAUUCCAGUUCCUGCAUCCUCCCGACCUGGCUCCAACGUUGGCUCCAGCGGAGCGGAGAGGUCCGAAGAAACGAAUCUGGAAGUUAUCGCACGUUUUCCGGGCGGGCUUGACUUUGGCAGGGGACUUGUAGAUAUUAACUUCACGAUGUGGCCGUUGUUCAAGGCGUUAAAUAUCGAUAAUAUUUUAACGUGUUGCGAGAUUGCGUUAGCACCAACUGGACGCAUCCUCUUCUAUUCUAGGCACCCAGCGAUGCUCGGGACUGCCGUUUCUACUAUCAAGUAUCUCGUCGAAUUGCGUGGCUGGAACGGUAUCGCUCUUCCUGCAGUACAUGCACGUGAUGCGAAGAUAUACAUCGAUGACCCCGGACCGUGGAUACUCGGUUUGGCCACCGAGGCUAGGUAUGCUGUACGACCUGCACCGGAAGUUUGUGUAGUCGAUUUGGACAUAAACUAUUUGAGCUGCCCAUCACCUCCUCCGGGUGUCGUUUCUACCAAGCAGCAGAGAGACAAGUAUAGGCUGCGGUUGUUAUCUGCCUUCGAACCCCAUUAUCAUCCCGAUCAUUGUGUGCCAUCUGAGUUUAAAGAAGCCUUUCCUGCAGGCCGAUUCCGUCCUGUGUGUAAGGUUCAGGCAAAGAGGGGCGGUGAGAUGGCGGCAGUUGCUGACACCAUUAAACCCCCCGAAUGGUGGCACUCAACAAGGAUCAUUCAAGCAUUCGACGCCGUCCUCGAGGACAAGUUCAGGAAACCGUCCCUUCUUAAGCGUCUGUCCUUUUUUGGCAGUAUACGUCGGCCACCUCAACUCACUGCUGCUGAGCAACACAUUCAACUCUCCAUCCGCAAGCGUGCUACUGCAUUUGUCGAUGCUCGUGAUGACCUUGAGACUAAGAUCGGUCGACUCUCCCGUCGGCUUAACUUCCUUAUGACUGAGGCUGACUUGUGGCGAGACAAAUUCGUGACGUUUGAGCAGUACGCGGAGAGACUGAGUGGCGAGGCUGAGCAACUGAGGAGUAAAAUUGGUAAGGAGCAGAGGGAGACGAAGCGGCUAAGUGGACUGGUGUCCAUGACAGCUGCCGAAAAGGUGACGUUGCAGCAGCGACUCGCUGAAACCGACAAGGCACACAAAGAAGCUUUGAUCGAGCUUCACCGCAUGCGCGAGACGAUGGAACGCAUGGAGGAAGAGCGAGCGGAAAUGGUUGCAGAAGUCGAAGCACAGAUCGAACGUGCCCUCGCCUCUAUGGCUGUUGACGUCGACGAAUCUGAAUAUGGUGGUGAGAUUAGUACUCGUCCCGGUUCGCGGAUGUCCGCCUCUACUCGAUCCGCAAGUGGCGCACGGUCAAGGCGGGCGAGCGAUGCUGUGAAAAGCGGUAGUGGCGAUGGAGGAUCGAGACUGCGCAGCGUCGGGACGGAAUCCACGCUAGCGGAGUCGUACGGUGACGUGGACGACACCCUUGUUCACAGCAGAGCCGACAGGGAGGCGAACACUAUAACAGAGGAGGAAGCUAUUUCCAUCUCGCCCACCCGCAAGAAGCGAUUCUCCGCAACUCAAGAGGAGAUCGUUCAGGAUGGAAUGGUGGCUGUCGAUGAAGGUAUCAGUGAACGUAGCGAUAGGAUAGCACAGAAGGUCCUGCAAAUUCAACAAAAGCUGGAGAACGCGCUAGCCUCAGAGCGUAUUCAGGACUGGAAAAAUAAAUCGCUUGGCCGUCAUGCGUCGGGUUCGGGCUAUGGCACAGACGAUCGUGCGGAAGAAAGUUCCGAUGCCGCAAUCCCAGUCCGUGCACACCCUCCUAGAGGCACUAAGCUCGUCAACCACCCUCCCACGAGGGGAAAGCGUAGGGAACGCAGCGAUACCAGUUCAACGAGUCACACAGGCUCGGCUACGACUAUCACGCGGGGUUCUGUUGACAUUGUCUCUACCCCUCGCCGCUCACCGUCGUUAAACCGCGAGAACCCCCCUGACCAUCUUGAAUCCGAAGCAACUGGGAGCGUUGCAACUGAAGAUACUAUGACACCGUCGACGGAAGCAUCGUCAAUGCGCAAGGUCACCUCUGGUGCCUCUUUGGGUGCUUUGUUACCUGAAGCAUUUGCUACAACACCGACCACACCCGCACUGACGCCCGCCUUAUCAUCCACCACAGAUGACUCUGAUACCGAUUUCCAAAGCGCCUAUUCGACUAGCCCACGCCACAGCUACGGCAGUUUUGACAGUAAUCACGCUGCAGUCAAUGAGUCGGACGACUCGGGGAAUGCCACAGAUCGCACUGGGGAGAAACACGUAACCGAGUUUACCAAGCUGCCCGUAAGAGAACGUCUCUCUAGUACGGCAACAGCAAUCCUUCAGGUGCAGCCGAGUCCAACUUCUAGCGACGUUACCGUCGCAUCCAGGGCUCGUGUCCCCUCAGCGCGCCGCCAGGACACAACUGUCUAAGCAAUUUCAGAUACCCCAUGCUCUCUUUGUUAGAUUAUUAUUAUUCUUCCAAUUUCCAAAGUCACAGUUAAACUAUUCCGCUCGCUUGCCCGUUUCUAUACAUUUUUUGUAGUGUCACAAAUAUCCAUCUCCAUGCAGCUUACUAUGACCCGAA